AUGGGUUCUCUCACCUCCGCACAUCCCCAGGAUUCUUCCUUUGCCUCCACCGCUUCCCCCUACUUUGAUGCUCUUGCCCGGAGACGUCAACAGAAGAAGAUGAGCAUCACACAAUCUUACUACCUCGCUCAUACCGCCCGCAAGAAGCUCACUCGCGAAGCUUCGCGGGCGGAUCACGACCUACGCUUGCUUGUCGGCCACGCCAACCUUCUGGACUCGCUGAUGCUCGACCUCGCUGACGCUGAGCGCGAGCAAGAACGCUGGUUCAACCAGACCGUCAGCGGUGCCUCCAAGGCAUCUCAAGAAGAGCCUCGACACAUUCAAUGGGCCACCACCUCGUCCGUGGUUGAGGUGCCCGAGGACUACGAGUCCGAGGAUACCUCCGAUCUCGAGUCGGACCUCAGUGACAGUGAUGAGGAGGACGAUUCCGACAUAGAUGAGAACGACUUUAUCAUCAACACUCCAGUUCGCCGUCGAGCACCGUUGCCUGUGGCACCUAUGGACCCCCUCCUUGUGGAGGAAGACGACGAUGACACCGACUCUGAUUUUGAAUAUGACGACGACGAGGACCUGGAGGAGCUGGGCUUGACUCGUUCCCCAUCCCGGCAAUCACCACCCGAGCUGCUCGCCGACCUGGACGACAGCUCCGAGGACGAGGCUACGCCUCCCUCCCCGCCCCAACCCACUCUCGAGGCAUUCGAUGAGAAAGAGGCAUCCGCUAACUCCAUCCAAUUGGGAGACUCCCCAUCUGAUCUGUUCGAGUCAAAGUUCUACGUUUCACAAGAGAGCACAAUGAUCGAGGCAUACUAA
Molecule: messenger RNA, 810 nt
Organism: Penicillium maclennaniae
Lineage: Eukaryota; Fungi; Ascomycota; Eurotiomycetes; Eurotiales; Aspergillaceae
Exons: 1
Coding region: 1-810 (269 amino acids)
Source: RefSeq, a predicted model, not a curated record